Triplophysa rosa is the source of this 3944-nucleotide messenger RNA. RefSeq names its product neuropeptide Y receptor Y4 (gene npy4r). Gene Ontology annotation, molecular function: neuropeptide binding; neuropeptide Y receptor activity. Bases 2072 to 3217 code for a protein of 381 amino acids. Lineage: Eukaryota; Metazoa; Chordata; Actinopteri; Cypriniformes; Nemacheilidae. Gene Ontology annotation, biological process: G protein-coupled receptor signaling pathway. Gene Ontology annotation, cellular component: plasma membrane; neuron projection. The record is from RefSeq and is a predicted model, not a curated record. The transcript has a single exon.
AAAAAACAAAAGUUUUACAGAAUAGACUGUAAAUGACAUAAAUGAUGACAAAAUGUUCAAUGUGGGAUGAACUAAAGGCCAUUGCGCAUUGUGUCCGAAAUUUGCGUCCGAAAUUUCUGCACGUUAAAAAAUAAAAAAGGCCUCCGAUAUUUUCGUCCGUCAUAAAAAUAUUCGGACUGGGUUCGAUUUUCUGCAUUUUUCGCAUCCGUGGCAAGCAUUUUGAGAGGCGUUUUGACAAUUCAGAGACACUGUACAAACGAGCGCCAAAUACGAAUACGAAUUACUACAUUAUUAUACAAGUACAAAUUACUACAUUAUCUACAGUAAUUGUGUAUUUAUCUGAAUGACAAAAUAAAUUCAGAGCCACAGCUACAACAAAGCAUGAAAAAAAGAUGACUUAUUGUUGCAGGUCUAAUUUGGAUAAUAAGGAGAUUAACCUGUACUGACUAAUGCUGGCACACCUAAAGGUCCAGUGUGUAAUUUUUUGGAGGCUCUACUGACAGAAAUGCAAUGUAAUAUACAUAACUAUGUCUUAAGAUGUGUAUAAAGACCUUACACAAUAAAGCGUUAUGUGUUUAUUACCUUAGAAUGAGCUAUUUCUAUCUACAUACACCGCAGGUCCCCUGGAAUUCACCAUGUUGUUUCUACAGUAGCCCAAAACAGACAAACUCUCUACAGAGUGCGUUUCGUAAAUACGUUAUCUCCUUUGUCAAAGAAGCAAUAAUGUGUCAACAUCUUAGUCUCCUGUGUCAGCCACCGUAGUGCUUUGAAGGGGGGUGAGUGAGCCAUUGGUUGCAAUUCACAACUUCACCGCUAGAUGCCGCUAAAUUUCAUACAAUGGACCUUUAAAUAUAAGCUUAGGUUUAAAGCUAAAGAUGUGGCCCAGGAGCAGACAGCAUAACGUGACAUAUUACACACGAUUCUCGUGUGUUUUUAAUUAAUACAUUUUUAUUCCAUUGUUAUAUAAGGCCCUUCAAAAUAAUUGUAUAGAGAUUGCACUCACAAAGACAAUUAAAGCCAAAUAAAUAUUUCAGAUCUGAAAAUGUCAUAUUGCUUAAAGAAAUCUCCAUUACUUUUUCAUUUUACUUUUAUGCAUUAGGCAGAUGCUUAUCCUUAGCAACAUGCGUUCAAGCUAUACAUUUUAUCCAUAUGUGUGUUUGCCGGGAAUCAUGACCUUUGCACCGCUAAUGAACUAAAGGAACAAUCAUUUCUUUCACAGUUUCUCCGCUGUUGCUAGUGGUGAGAAAACUGAAUCCCUUUCGGGAAUAAAUCCCGUGAUGACUCGCUCAUCAAAGACAGAAUCCUUGAUGAGUUUCCUUUUUAACCAUUCCCUAUCAACACCUUGAUUAAAAUGGAAUGUGAAAGGCUAUGACAGUCACAGAAUUAUAAAAUGUGACUGAGACAAGAAUAGUUCUGAGGUUCAUGUAUGGAUUAUCCAUAAGGAACACUUGAAUCAAUAUGAGACUGGUCUCCAAGUCUGCCACAUUAAUGAACACUUCAGUAUGGAUAACUGGUUGAGACUGAUUCCGUUCUCAUUGUAAGCCAUUGUAGACCCUGAUCAAUGGCCACCCUCAAAGGAACAUCUAUAAACGGACAGUGCAUCAAACCCCUCGGCAGGGUUACAGUGUUAUUACUCCCACACACUUCCUUUAUUCUCUUCACCGUUAUUCCAAACUGUUGCAAACGCCAAAUAAGAAAAAGAAUGAGUUUUUGAUCAAAAGUCUGAACUCUCUCUCUUACACAAGUCUCUCAUUAUUUAUGAUGGAAACUUAUAAUUAUGCUUAGUAACAGUCCUUGAAUUCAAAUAGAACUCUUUUUUAUAAGAUCAUUAGAAGACCAUUUGCAGCACCCCCAAAUGUUUCCUAAAGAACGAAUUACCCCCAAAUGCCGUCUACCGCAAGGCUACCUGUUGUUAUUAUAUGCGCUAAAAAUACUUGAAAUAAACAAAAUGCCACAGUCGCUAUAGUGCAUGCUGGUUGUCUUAGGGAUGUGCAAUUAUGUCUAAUUUGGAUCUACCUCCUUGUUAUUUUCAGUCUCCCAAGAUGCUCUGCAGUCUGCGGCUACCCUGAGGAUGCCGAUGCCGUCGGCUCUCUUUGACAUGUCGUGGUGGCAGGCACUCCUAAACUCCACCCUCAGCCUCAAUCAAAGCAACAGCAGCUUGUUCCUGCUCGACGCCCCCUGCUGGCAUUCAGGAGGCAUGACGCUUAUAAUAGUGCUGUGCUACUGUCUGGUGCUAAUUCUAGGGUUGCUUGGUAACAUCCUCCUCAUUUGCAUCAUUACGCACCAGAGGGAGCCUCCUAAUGUCACAAGCAUCCUCAUCGCCAACCUCUCAGCUUCCGACAUCCUGGUGUGCGUGUUCUGCCUUCCGUUUACUGCGGUCUACACAUUAAUGGAUCACUGGAUAUUUGGCGCCCUGCUAUGUCGCCUAAUGCCGUUUGUGCAGUGUGUGUCGGUGACCGUUUCGGUUCUGUCUUUGGUUCUGAUUGCUGUCGAAAGGCACCAGCUCAUCCUGCAUCCAUCCGGCUGGAAGCCGAGCGCUCCGCAGGCGUAUGUGGCCGUCUUGACUGUGUGGUUGUUGGCCUGCGUGACGGCAUUUCCUUUGCUGGCAUACUAUUUACUCAGCAGCGAGCCGUACAGCCUGCUUCCCGCUCCGUUCCGCCACCUGCAGGUCUGUCUGGAAGUUUGGCCCUCUCAGCAGCACAAACUGCUCUACACCACUGGCAUGCUACUGUUUCAGUACUGUUGCCCCCUGCUUCUCAUUCUACUCUGCUACCUACGCAUCUUCCUGCGACUGCGACGCAGGAAGCGCAUGCUGGAGCGCCAGUGCAGCCGCAAUCGCUGCGACGAACAAAGGCGUGUCAUGCACAGCAAACGUAUAAACAUCAUGCUUGUCUCCCUGGUGGCUGCUUUUGCUGUGUGCUGGCUGCCGUUAAACGCCUUCAACGCGGUGGCCGACUGGCAUCACGAAGCACUUCCUGUAUGCCAGCACGACCUGUUGUUUUCACUCUGCCACCUACUGGCCAUGAGCUCCACCUGCAUCAACCCCAUCGUCUAUGGUUUUCUCAACAGCAACUUCCGGAAGGAUGUAGCCUCGGUGGUGCUGCGCUGCCAUUGCCAACCUCUCGAGGACAGCUAUGAACACUUUCCGAUGUCUACGAUAAACACAGAUGUCUCACGGACAUCUCUUAGACUAAGCUAUAGAAAUAAUUCUGCGUAACAGGGCUGAUGUUCACAUUUCGAAUGAACAAUAAACAGUUGUAAAUAAGUUUGGUUGGUGAUGUUGCUGCCUGAAACAGAUGGAAAACUCUUCGUGCUUUAAAGGAACAGUUCACUCAAACAUGAAAAUUCUGUCAUCAUUUACUCACCCUCAAGUUGUUCCAAAUCUGUGUACAUUUAUUUGUUCCGAUGAACACAGAGAAAGAUAUUUGGAAGAAUACUUGUAACCAAACAGUUCUUGGCCACCAUUGACUACCAUAGUAGGAAAAAUUACAAUGGCAAAAGUGCCCCAGAACUGUUAGCUUUCCUACAUUCUUCAAAAUAUCUUCUUAUGUGUUCAACAGAACAAAUAUAUUUAUAAAGCAAUUUUUCCUACUAUGGUGGUCGUAUACAGAUGGCAUAUACAUGUUAGGAAAAACUCGAGAGUGAGUGAAUGAUGGCAGAAUUGUUUUGGGGUGAACUGUCCCUUUAAGACAGAUGCCAGCCCUACACAAACUUGUUCUUGGAUUCGAAUAAUGCACAGUGAUAAUGAAUCUUUAGAGCAAAAGUAUUUUACACAGCAUUUUAGAAAGCAGAAAAGAAAUCUGUGUUUUCUUUUCUGAUGCAGUUUUUUCAGUCAUAUACAAUGAGAACUGCUGUAUAACAGAUGAAUUAGUGGAAAAGAAACACACUUGAAUGUGAAAUAUCGUCUCUCUAUCCUUGAGGAACAAAGCUAAUUCAAGUUUGGA